Zychaea mexicana is the source of this 581-nucleotide messenger RNA. RefSeq lists its product as uncharacterized. The record is from RefSeq and is a predicted model, not a curated record. Lineage: Eukaryota; Fungi; Mucoromycota; Mucoromycetes; Mucorales; Lichtheimiaceae. Bases 170 to 505 code for a protein of 111 amino acids. The transcript has a single exon.
UAACGCAAAUUUGACAAAAUCUGUAUCGUAUGAUAUGCGUUGUCGUCAUCGUCGUCGUGUAUGUGAGUAUUUAUUACUAAAAUGUGCACCCUGCUUCUUUCCUUGCUCUUCUUCUCUUUUUCUCCUCCUUCAAAAAGAUCCGUAAAGAAGCCCACUAGGAUGAAAGAGAAUGAGAGAAGAGGGACAUGCACAUGGAAAAAGAAGGACCCUACGACAUACAAUAGAACCCUGCAAGAAUCUAAGCGAGUCAUACAAUAAGAUUGAGCUGCUUAAGUAUCUGUACUAUGUAGUACAAAGUAUUGGAGGUAUAUGUUUUUUUAUCCUGGUACAAUAUACACCAGAGAGAGAUUACAUACAAACAGAAAAAGAAAGUUGGUGGAAAGGGAGAAAGGCAGGAGGGCAUAAGAGAAAGAGGAUCAUUUAUUGCCUUGUAUUCUGUACCUAUUUUCUUGUUUGGCAUACUGUACGAGUUGUCAAUACAGAUGCUCCUUUUAUGACCACUUAAAUUCACUAAUUCUCCCGUGCCCAACCACCACCGUCCACCUCUCCCUUCCCUCUCAUACGUGUCCCUUCCUUAUCGG